GCAACCAACAUGAUAUACCUAACUAUAGAAGUCCUCCAAAAUAACCCCUGAAUGCCAAGACUUUUAAACUCACUACUAGGGAAAGUGUUCCUGAUAUGCAUGUGAAAAGGCGCAUUCAUGUCUCCUCAUCUCUCAUUAGGCUUCGCUUUUCCCCGAUACUAUAGAGCCUUAUAUCUUCGUUUAGAGGUCAAUCUGCUUGGGUUAUGUAUCUAGGCGGGCUCAGCCCCCCCGAUUCCGAACGGAUGUAGCCAACGGCAAUUUUCUGCGGCUCUGUUUCUGAUCGGCUAUCUUCCCCGCUCCUGUUUAUUUAUAUUGAUUGUGCCGCCAACAACACGUGCGGGCAAGGCCCCUCCCUGCCUCCCCCAUUCCGAUUCAUCAUGAACUUUGGUCGCGUCGUCCUCGCCUUAUCGGCCUUUUUCUUAUCGGUGAGCGCGCACAACACGCCAUGCUCCUCCCGCGCGAAACCAAUUAUCAUCGACACUGAUAUCUUCUCAGACGUCGACGACGUCGGCUCCUUGACGGUGGCUAAUGUGUUGCACAACUACGGACUGGCGGACCUGCGCGGAGUCGCCAUAAACACCGGCUCCAAAUAUGGCGCGCUGGCUGCGAAUGCCCUCAAUACGUUUUUUGGCAAUGGAGAUAUUCCAAUUGCGGCCAUGCGUCCUUUGACAAAUGAGUCUUUUUUCGAUACUUACACCUACACCUUAAGCGAAUACGCGAGCAAGAUAGCUUACAAUUGGCCUCGCUCGUUGAAUGACUCGUCAACAACGCCGACGCCUUUGGAAUUAUACCGCUCGGUGCUUUCAGCAGCGGAAGAUCACAGCAUGACUCUGAUCUCAAUCGGCUUCCUGACUAACCUCGCUGCACUGCUUGACAGCCCCGCAGACGAUAUCUCAUCUCUCGCGGGCCCGGCUCUCAUCUCCGCAAAGGUGAAGGAGUUAGUCAUAAUGGGCGGAGAGUACCCGUCAGGCUGGGAAUUCAACUUUGGCGGCGGCGAUCCCGCCUCCACGUACCGCGUCGUCAACAACUGGCCGCGUAGCGUGCCUGUUACGUACUCCGGGGGCGAACUUGGCGGGAACAUAUAUUCAGGGGAAACCCUUACCAGAGAAGCGUUGCCAGACUCGCCCGUGCUUGCGGCGUACCAGUGGUAUGUGGGGCGGUGUAGCACCAUCCGCGAGUCGUGGGACCCGGUCACGACGCUUUACGGGAUAGUGGGGCUCGAGGGAUUCCGCGAGCUAGGCAUCGGAAAACUGUUUAAGUACGGGAAUCGGAUUGGGUAUAACAAAGUGGCGACGAACGGCUCAAACGCGUGGGUGAACGAUACGGCUGUUUCGAAUCAGCACUGGUUGACGCUUGCAAAUGGGGUGACAAAUUCGACUGUUGCGGGAGUGUUGAAUCAAUUCUUUGCCCAUAAUCCUUCGGAUAAGAGUUGUACUGCUCUUAAAUCGCGAGAUUUGCUAAGACUUACAUGA
This is a messenger RNA of Annulohypoxylon truncatum, 1472 nucleotides long. RefSeq names its product nucleoside hydrolase. The record is from RefSeq and is a predicted model, not a curated record. Gene Ontology annotation, molecular function: hydrolase activity, hydrolyzing N-glycosyl compounds. The transcript is spliced from 2 exons. The coding region runs from base 378 to 1472 and encodes 364 amino acids. NCBI's taxonomy places the organism in Eukaryota, Fungi, Ascomycota, Sordariomycetes, Xylariales, Hypoxylaceae.